Molecule: messenger RNA, 1665 nt
Organism: Funneliformis geosporum
Lineage: Eukaryota; Fungi; Glomeromycota; Glomeromycetes; Glomerales; Glomeraceae
Source: the annotation of a GenBank genome assembly
AUGUCUUGGGAUAUUCGUUUCGUAGUUGGAUUAUAUUUUGGAACCAAGCAUUCAGGAUUCGCGUAUUGUCAUGUCUGUGAUGAUAAUAUAAGAAUAAAUGAAGAUUGGCCUAGAUGGAUGGGUAAUGGUCAAGUUGGUCAAGUUGUUCAAUUUAAAACCAAUACAGUAUUACAAUAUGAUAGUAAUUUAAAUGUCAAAUAUUGGGGAUAUCCUGCAUUAUAUAAACGUCCAAGAAGGAAUUUUGAUGAAGAGGAACGAAGUUUUGUAGCAGAAUUAUUUACAUUGCAUUUAGAUGAUUUGCAGGAAAGUCAAAAACCGGUUCUUCCAAAUGGAUUGGAUUAUAAAAAAGCAAUCGUUGAUUAUCUUCAUGAAAUGGGAAAUGUAGUGAUUAACAUUGACAUUGAUUUUUUGGAACAAGUUCUUCUAGUCCUUACUAUUCCAGCCGAAUAUUCGGAAAAAGCAAAAUCUAUAAUGAGAGAUUGUGUACAUGAGGCUGGAUUAAUUGGCGAAAAAAAUUCCGAUAAAUUACAAUUGAUUACGGAAACUGAGGCUUUGGCAAUUCAUUGCAGAGAUAGUCUCGGAGAACAUGGUUUAAAUAGCGGAAAAAACUUCAUGGUUGUUGAUUGUCGUAGUGGUUCAAUAGUUUUGACAACUCGAAAAUUACUCUACGGAAAUCGAUUAGAAGAAGUUAAAGAGAGAACAAGUGAUUUUUGCGGAGGUUCUUUUGUCGAUAGAGAAUUUAUUAAUUACUUAAGGAGAGAACUCGGAAAUGAAGCUAUAGAUUUAUUAAGAGAUAAUUUCCAUGGACAAAUGCAAUAUUUGGUUCAAUCAUUUUGUCAAGACGCCAAAUUACCAUUUAAAGGAGAUGAUCGAGAUUUUUAUUAUGAAAUUAACCUUGAAGAAGUUUCUCCAGUUUUAUUACAAUAUGUAAGAGAUGAAAGGAAACAAAGAAUGGAAGCUGCUGAAUGGUUUAUUUAUCUUGAUUACAACACAAUCAAAUCAAUGUUUGACCCAGUCAUUGAAAGAAUUUUACGUAUGAUGCGUGUUCAUAUUGAAAAUGCAUCUGGGGUUGAUGAAUAUACUGAAAAAAAAAAGACCGAUAUAAUUUUUUUGGUGGGGGGAUUUAGUGAAUCAGGGUAUUUGCAAAAGAGAAUCAGAGAGGAAUUUCCGGGUCAUAAUAUUUAUGUUCCUACCUAUCCUAAUGCAGCAGCAAUUUCUCGUGGCGCAACAAUCUAUGGUUUAGGCUUUAACGAAAUCGAUAGAUUAGAUAUGGAUGGUCAAUUCUCUAAUAUCGAAUCACGUUUAUUACAAUUUACUUAUGGGAUCAAAUUUUGGAAAUCCGAUGAAGGAUUUCUUUUUAAAUGUUUAGCAAGGAGAGGAAAAGAAGUUAAAAUCAAUGAAGAAUUUAGUGUUAGAGUUCGACCCAGUCACCCGUUUCAAAGCACUGGGAUAUUUGAAAUUUAUUACACACGAAGUUUUUCAGCGAAAACUUGUGAAGAGGCAGGAAUGAAAUUACUUGGAAAACUUAAAAUUGAUUGGUCAGAUGGGAUGGACAGAACCACUACUUUUAAAUUAGCAUUUGGUAGAAUGGAACUCAAAGCAAUAGCAAAAAAUGAAAUUAACGGUCAAACUUUUCAAACGUCCUUUGAUUUUGACGACGAAUGA